Messenger RNA from Pleurotus ostreatus (oyster mushroom), 1404 nucleotides. RefSeq lists its product as uncharacterized. Gene Ontology annotation, molecular function: DNA binding; DNA-directed DNA polymerase activity. Bases 1 to 1404 code for a protein of 467 amino acids. NCBI's taxonomy places the organism in Eukaryota, Fungi, Basidiomycota, Agaricomycetes, Agaricales, Pleurotaceae. Gene Ontology annotation, biological process: double-strand break repair via nonhomologous end joining. The record is from RefSeq and is a predicted model, not a curated record. Gene Ontology annotation, cellular component: nucleus. The transcript is spliced from 8 exons.
AUGGCUAGCCGACGCGCUGCGCGACGGCGCGGCAACACGCUUUCUUCAAGUUCCAACAUGUUACCGCGAAUACGACAUUGCUGCUGUUUGGAUGCUACGCUGAGAAGUAUUGCCUCGCAAAGAUGCGCCUCCUCUACUGCGUCAAGACAGAAUCUAGGUCCUAACGACGGCAUCCUGGAGGUACUCGAGCAAAAUAUGCAGGAAGAGGCCACAAAGCCUGAACGGAAUCCAUAUAAAAUACGCGCGUUUUCUACGGCUAUCAAUGCAGUUAAGCAGCUAGAGCGACCAAUAGUCUCAGUGGAAGAAGUUCGAUUCCUGAGGGGAGUCGGUCCGGGUAUAGCUCGUCGUAUACAAGAUUAUCUUGACGUGCAUUCUCCUGUACCACGUCCAAUUCCAACAGUGAAGACAUCUGAAAGCUCGCUCUCUGCCUCCGAAGUCGCGAGACUGAAGGAGGACCUCAUGUCAAUAAGCGGAGUGGGACCUAAGAAGGCCCAGACGUUGAUUGAUGCUGGAUGCACAUGCUUGAACGACCUGAAGCUUCCACAAUAUCGCUCAAAGCUUAGCAAUGCCCAAUUAAUUGGAAUGGACUUCCACGACCAUCUACAGGAGUCGGCACAGAGGCACGAAGCUGAAGUAGUGGCGCAGCUUAUCCAGGACAGCGUCUCCUCAAAAUUCGAAGUUCAUUUGGUGGGGGACUAUCGUCGCGGCGCAUCCGCCUCCUCCAGCAUUGAUAUCAUGCUUCUGCACCCCUCGCAUGUCCACAUCCCCACUCCAGCACCCUUUACCUCGGCAUCCAAGAAACCAUCUCGCUCUCAAUCCGUCUUCCACACAGCACCCCCUACCAAAUCCUCACGGGCCAACUCGCCCCUCUUGACCCACGUCCUACCGUCGUUGCAAGACCGCGGACUGGUCGCUGCGGCUCUUUCGUUUGGUCUGCAGACGUGGCAAGGCAUCGCGCUGGUUCCUGACGGUGAGAGCGGCGGUCGCGAAGAUCGGCAGAAGCGGUUGCAGAUGAUCGGGAAGAAGGAGGGUAAUUAUAGACGAUUGAAUAUUAGUAUGGUUCCUAUCAAAUCUAGGGGCGCUGCGCUCCUUGCACUCACUGGCGAUGCCGAAUUUAACCGUCACCUGUACACCAGGGCCACUAAACUCGGUCUGCACCUCAACGAGUACGGCUUAUGGCGAUGGAAUCACGAAGCUUCGACUGAGAGCGACAUGAACCCUUUUGACUCAGAGCAGUCGGAUAGUCAGUCUAUACGAGGCCAUUGGGAACUUAUUAAAGCGGAGAGUGAAGAAGAUAUCUUCCUCGAACUGGGAUUGGAUUACGUCGCGCCAGAACGGAGGAAUUAUGGGUUCUUGGUGGAGAUGCCAGGAAAGAAGAAACGGGGGAAGAAGCUGUCUUCAUGA